AUGGAACCUCUGCGACCUGCGAGUGAAGAAGAAAUACGGGGUCUUAUUCAAAUCUACGAAACGCGUAUACCCGAAGCAGUGCAAUUUUUGUUAAUAUUACAAAACAUUUUACGCAUAAAUACAACAGUUCACGGUUGUGACCUAGAGGAAGCUUCGCACAGGAUACGUAAAACCAUUUACGUUCCAAACAACCAUAGUUUAAACCGGCUGGGAACAUUUGUAGCCAUUAGCUAUGAGGACGAUUUAUACAUUAUGGCCCACUCUUUAGAAGAGCCUCCCCUCGAGCUUUCUGAUGCACUUCAAAACACGCAACUAAUUAAAUGGCAUCUUAAACCAACAUUUGUUGUAGGAGAGGCAACACUAAUCCAUGAGACAAUACAUCAAAAAGCAAAGGAAAUCAGCUUAAGAAUAGAUACAUUCGAUUUUGUAAAUUACUGGUUGCAACGAGAAAAAGCGGCUAACCUAAACGUUGUUAUACCAAGCGAUGUACAGUUGAUGCCAUUAGAAAAAGAACAUGGAAAACUAAUCAACGAAUGGUGGACUUACCGAUAUAAAAUGUCGCAGUGGUAUAUUGAAUCAGCCAUCAAACAUAAUGGAGCUCUGGGACUGUUUGAUAAAAUCACGGCAGAACUGGUCGCAUGUGUGUUUAAAAAUGAUCUCGAUGGCAUUGCACACCUGUACACAGUUCCUGAUCGUUAUAAUAAAGGGUACGGAACUACACUUGCUAAAGCAAUGGCAAGGCUUAUAGCGGUGGAUCAUCAGCAGCAAGUACAAACGUUCAUAACUGCAAACAACGAAAAGUCAAUCAAGUUAUUUGAAAAACUUGGUUUUGUAGCCGUUAACAAGAUAUAUUGGUUAAUACUGCAAUUAUAG
Anopheles moucheti is the source of this 873-nucleotide messenger RNA. RefSeq lists its product as uncharacterized. The transcript has 4 exons. Lineage: Eukaryota; Metazoa; Arthropoda; Insecta; Diptera; Culicidae. Bases 1 to 873 code for a protein of 290 amino acids. The record is from RefSeq and is a predicted model, not a curated record. Gene Ontology annotation, molecular function: acyltransferase activity, transferring groups other than amino-acyl groups.